This is a messenger RNA of Pistacia vera, 1206 nucleotides long. RefSeq names its product plant cysteine oxidase 5-like. The record is from RefSeq and is a predicted model, not a curated record. The transcript has 5 exons. Lineage: Eukaryota; Viridiplantae; Streptophyta; Magnoliopsida; Sapindales; Anacardiaceae. Bases 198 to 917 code for a protein of 239 amino acids. Gene Ontology annotation, molecular function: oxidoreductase activity, acting on single donors with incorporation of molecular oxygen, incorporation of two atoms of oxygen.
UUGUGUUUGUUGAAUUUAGAUUGGCAGAGAGGGAUGAGGUAAGUGUCAUGCAGAUCUAUUACCGUCGAUUUGGUUCGCAGAUAAAGAGCAAAGUAUUCAAUUGCAUAUUUUAUCGUAAUUUCAGCUAGUGAGUUUCUAGAAAAGGCGUUAUCGGCUUACUGAAACUAGUUCAGUUAAGUUGGUAUCGUCUUUACAUCAUGCCAUAUUACAUACAGAGACUUUACAAUACUUGCAAAGCAUCGUUCUCGCCAAAUGGGCCAGUUUCCGAAGAAGCCCUGGACAAAGUUCGAACUAUGUUAGACAAAAUCAAGCCUUCUGAUGUUGGCCUCGAGCAGGAGGCUCAAUUGGUGCGUAAUUGGCCAGGUCCUAUGCUUGAACGUAAUGGGAGGCAUCAAUCUUUGGCACCAAUCAAAUACUUGCAUCUACAUGAGUGUGACAGUUUCUCUAUAGGAAUUUUUUGCAUGCCGCCUUCAUCAAUCAUACCCCUCCAUAAUCAUCCUGGAAUGACAGUUUUGAGCAAGCUUGUCUACGGUUCAUUACAUGUGAAGUCCUAUGAUUGGCUUGGUUUGCCUGAGCCUGCUGAAUCAAUGCAAGCGAGACCUGCAAAGAUUGUUAAAGAUCAUGAGAUGACAGCUCCUUGUGCGGCAACAACUCUCUAUCCCACGAGUGGAGGGAACAUCCAUUGUUUCAAAGCUAUAACUCCCUGUGCUAUCUUUGAUAUCCUCUCUCCUCCUUACUCUGCAGAUCAUGGAAGACAUUGCACUUAUUUUCGGAGGUCCCCCAGAAGGGAUCUUCCAGGUGAACUUGAAGUGAAUGGAGUGACAGUCUCAGAAGUUGCUUGGUUAGAAGAGUUUCAACCCCCUGACAACUUUGUGAUUCGGAGAGGGCUGUACAAGGGUCCGGUUAUUAGAACUUGAGAAUUGUUGAUUUGGUGUACCAUCCAUUCUAAUGAUAUUGGCUCUUCAACUUAUGGAAAAAUAGAGGGGAAAUUGUUUAUGGUUUGUCAAUAGCCUAGGCAAUAAUUAAUUUUUGGGCCAUGUAAUUGAGGCAUUGGGUUUGUACAUAUUAUUACUGCCAAUGUAGUCCUUUGAUUUACUGACCUCACCCUUUAUUAGUGAGAUAGCGACUUGAAAGUUGAGAAGAGCUGUUGCCGGAUUAUAUUCUUGUUUGAAUUUGUUUGUUCAAUGACAAUUAGCAGUUGAUAUA